AUGACCUCCCGGAUCGAGAAGACCAUUGCUCGUCAGCAAGAAAAAAUUGCCGCCGGCGCAUACUACGAAGCCCACCAGCAGCUUCGCGUCAUCGCUGCGCGUUACCUCAAACAGUCGGAUUAUGAUGCCGCGGCCGAAAUCUUAACGGGCGGAGCCAAAGCUCUCCUCAGAGCAGGGUCCCAGCAAGGUGCAUCUGCCAGUGGUGGAGAUCUCGCUAUCAUGUUGGUCGUGGACGUGUACAAGAAGGCCCAGUGGGAGAUCAGUGACGACGAUGAUGCUGCGUCGAGGGCGCGGAAGAAGCGCCUUAUCGAAUUGUUACGCGAGUUCCCUCCGGAAGAGCCAUCGCGAAAACGAUUUAUAAACGAGAUGAUUGCUUGGAGCUCGCGAUUUGGUCCUACGGAGAGAGGAGAUCCCGAGCUACAUCACGCUGCUGGAUCGGUGUACGCUGAAGAGAAUGAACCAUACGACGCAGAGAAGCAUCUAGCAUUCGGGACUACAGAAUCCGCGGAGACUCUUGCGAAGAUGGAAUUCGAGUGGUAUACGAACGAUGAGUCGCACACGGCGCCUAUCUACGCAUCUCGCGCCGUCUUCCCCUUCCUUCUGGCCGGCAACCUGCGCAACGCCAACAAGGCGUUUCUCGUCUUCACGUCGCGGCUUUCCUCCUCGAAUCCCGAUCUUGUUUCGCAGGACGUCAGCAGUGCCAGUUCCGACGUUCGGGUGUACCCCUCGCUGCCGUUGCUGAACUUCAUCAGCCUGCUGCUUCUCGCCAUCCAGCGUGGUAGCCCCGAUCUUUUCCGGGACCUGACCAAGCAAUAUGCGGCGCAAAUCCAAGAGAUCGGGAUCUGGGACGACGCUUUGGCCCGGAUUGGAGAGAUCUACUUCGGCAUUCAGGUCCCGAGACAAGGCAACCCACUGCUGGAGAUGAUGGGCAAUAUGCUGUUUGGUGGUGGCCAGGGAGGUGCUUCCAGGCCGGGAGGGUCGACUAGGGCCCCGUCAAAGAAGGUCGAAGCGCCGCCAUCCAGUAUGGAACUUGACUGA
Molecule: messenger RNA, 1038 nt
Organism: Rasamsonia emersonii CBS 393.64
Lineage: Eukaryota; Fungi; Ascomycota; Eurotiomycetes; Eurotiales; Trichocomaceae
Exons: 4
Coding region: 1-1038 (345 amino acids)
Biological process (GO): protein insertion into ER membrane
Cellular component (GO): cytosol; TRC complex
Molecular function (GO): protein binding
Source: RefSeq, a predicted model, not a curated record